Messenger RNA from Trifolium pratense (red clover), 1372 nucleotides. Its product is annotated as protein SRG1-like. The coding region runs from base 38 to 1099 and encodes 353 amino acids. The record is from RefSeq and is a predicted model, not a curated record. Lineage: Eukaryota; Viridiplantae; Streptophyta; Magnoliopsida; Fabales; Fabaceae. The transcript has 4 exons.
ACUUCAAAUCCUUUCAAAAUAAAACUGGUAUCAUCAAAUGGGUGACACUUCUAUCCUUGCUCCUUCAGUCCAAGAAUUGGCAAAGCAAGGCAUUCAAGAAGUUCCAGAACAAUAUCUUCAACCAAAUCAAGACCCUGUUCUUGUAUCUAAUAUAACCUCUUUAACACAACUUCCAAUUAUCAACUUUGAUAAAUUAUUAUGUGAAGAUGAUAAUGAGUUUGAGAAACUAGACAAAGCUUGUAAGGAAUGGGGUUUCUUCCAGCUAAUCAAUCAUGGAGUUGACUCUUCACUAGUAGAAAGUGUGAAAAUUGGUGUUCAACAAUUCUUCAACCUUCCAAUGGAAGAGAAAAAAAAGUUUUGGCAAACAGAAGAAGAAUUGCAAGGGUUUGGACAAGUGUAUGUUUCAUUAGAGGAACAAAAGCUAAGAUGGGGAGAUAUGUUUUACAUUAAAACUUUCCCAUUGCACAUAAGGCUUCCUCAUCUACUUCCUUGUAUGCCACAACCAUUCAGGGACAAUUUUGAGAACUAUUCUCUAGAAAUGAAAAAACUAUGUUUCACAAUCAUUAAGUUUAUGACAAAAGCUUUAAAGAUCCAAGAACCAAGUGAAUUGGUAGAUUUCUUUGAAGAGGGAGAUCAAUCAAUAAGGUUCAAUUACUACCCUCCAUGUCCUCAACCAGAUCAAGUCAUUGGACUUAAUCCACAUUCUGAUGCUAGUGGCCUUACCAUCCUUCUCCAAGUCAAUGAAAUGCAAGGCCUUCAAAUUAAAAAAGAUGGAUUGUGGGUUCCUAUCAAUCCCCUCCCUAAUGCUUUUGUAGUCAAUGUUGGAGAUCUGUUAGAGAUAAUGACCAAUGGAAUUUAUCGGAGUAUUGAACAUCGAGCAACAACCAAUUCAAAGAAGGAGAGGAUCUCUGUAGCUGCAUUUCACAAUAUUCAAAUGGGCCGAGAUCUAGGUCCGGCGCCUAGUCUUGUUACUCCUGAAAAUCCUGCAUUGUACAAAACAAUUACUCUUGAAGAAUACGUCGAAGGAUACCUUGCAAGCAAGAUAAAGGGGAAAUCAUACUUGGAUGUUGUUAGGAUAAAAAAAGAGAGUCAUGAAUAAUUUCGGUUCAAUAUAUAACUUUAAAUUUGCUUUUAUUUCCUAUAUGUGAGAAGAGGACUUUGUCUUUUGGUCCUAAGUAAGAGAUUUUGUUUGGUUGUCAUCACUUUGAAAUUUGAAAUAAUUGCGUUUGAUCCCUCUAUAGCUAGUGAAUUUCACUUAUAUCACUAGUGUUUGGAGGUUAAUUGUGAAUUGAGUACCUGAGAUUUUCAGGAAAUAAUAAAUCCUUUUAAUGAUUUAUAUGAUAAAAAUGCCAUUUAAGUUGUGGCUUACGAU